CCAGACCUGCCCUUUACGUCACAGGCUGACGAAAAAAAUCACUGGGGGAAGGGUUUUUUCAGAGAUCGUCUUAGAGACCGGCAGAAAUGGCUCCAAGUUCGGCGGGAAAGGGGGUUCUUAGCCUCCGGGUGACAGCAGAAGCAAAUCAAGGGGGACGAAAGUACAUGGAGGACUUGAUCUGCAUCAAUUUUGAACGCGAGCAAGGCUACGAGAUGGCUUUCUUUGCGGUGUUCGACGGGCACGGAGGAAAAGAGGCCGCCCAAUUUGCCCGCGAAAAUUUGUACGAUUACAUCAAGAAACAAAAUGGAUUUUUCUCCAGAGACAACGACAAGGUCUGCCGGGCGAUCAGACAGGGGUUCCUGGAGACACACAAGGCCAUGUGGAAGAAGAUCGGCUCCUGGCCCAAGACAGUGACUGGUCUGCCCAGUACAGCCGGUACCACGGCAGCGGUGGUGCUGAUCAGGGGCUGUACCAUGUACGUGGCUCACGUGGGGGACUCUGGUAUCAUGAUGGGACGACACGACCUGUACUACGACAGAGUUAGGGCUGUACCGCUAACUCACGACCACAAACCAGAGCUUCCCAGCGAGCGUCAGCGAAUCGAGAGCCUCGGAGGCAAAGUCAUGAACAAGUCUGGCGUCAACAGAGUGGUGUGGCACCGCCCGAAGCUCUCGCACACCGGGCCCAUCCGCCGCAGCACGCAGAUCGACUGUAUCCCGUUCCUGGCCGUGGCUCGCUCCCUCGGGGACCUCUGGAGCUACGACUACGGCUCGGGAAAGUACAUGGUCUCGCCCGAGCCGGACAUCAGCGUACACACGGUGGAUCCGAGGUGUGACCGGUUCAUCGUGCUGGCAAGCGACGGCCUGUGGAACAUGAUGUCCAUGCAAGACGUCUGCAACUAUGUACAGGAGUGUGAGGCAAGGAAACAUGAAGAACUCGGUGGUCACGUGUCCCACAAACUGGUUCACAAGGCGCUGUCGAGAUGGCGAGCACGGAUGCUGCGCGCAGACAACACCACGGCCAUCACCAUCUUCAUCGACUCACCAAAAGGCCCUUCCAAACCAGAGAAGGUCCUGUAUGCCUCCCCAACACCAUGGAAGUGCUUGGCCAAGCAUCCUGAGCCGACCAAGAAGACACCUUCUCCACAGGAAAAGGAAAGGGAAAAGGAGAAGGAGAGGGAGAAAAAGCACCACCAAAAGAGCGAGACAGAAAGGCCUCGUAGCGUGACGCCCACGCUACAUCGGCAAAACGCUGUGUGCCAGCCGGGAACGAACAAGGAACUCAGCUCAAACUCUGGCCUUCCCCACGAUGACACAGCAAACCAACCACAAGGCUCCGACACAUCAGCAAACACCAAUCACAUUCCAGAUAACAAACCAAGUUCGGAAGCACGGACCAAUCAGGACAAUGAUAAGAUAGGUGAUAAGGAAUCCGACUCAACAGCAAAGGAAGAUAGUCCAUCCAAGGACAAUGUUGAAAAUGACAUCACAAAAGCAGCAUGCUCCAGACCAGGUGGCCCUCUCAGCAGGAAAAGGGCACACCCCGAAGGCGGCCUAGCUACUGGAGAAACUGGUUCUCCUGCCAAGAAAGCAAAAGGCGGUAUGGGUGGGGAGACGAAAAUGGGGCGUAGCUUGAGAUCACGAGACUUCUCCUUCCACGGUAGACCUGUGAAGGGUAGACAGGCGAAGAACAGCCCGGCGAAGAAUAGCCCUCUGAAAGGAAACAACAAAACUCCUCUGAAGUCUUCACAAAGAAAGCUCGCACCGAGGAAAACCUAGGGAAAUGGCAAAACAACAACUACUGCUAUGCAGGCUGUAGAAGAGUUGUGCUCGUUCACAACUUCUACCAACCUUAAAUCACCUUAACCUUUUGUAUCUGUCAGAAAUCCAAGAUUAUUUUAACUGGGACAUAUCAAAUUUUGGUCAACAGUGGGAGUCAAAUGAAAGAUUUUAAGAAUAAGAUAUCUGUAAAAUAGAAUUUUUGAAGUUUUGGAUAGCUUGAAGAUUUAGAUUCUUGUAGUGGUCGUAAUAUUUUCUAUUUUAUUGUGAGUGAAUACUGAAAUUGUUGAUUUCUGAAUCCUAGCUGUAGAAGAGAAUUUAACUUUUUACAUUACCACAACUUUUACCUACUACAUGUACUACUAGGGUAAUUUGAUAUGAAGUUAAAGAUGAACAACCUUACAAUCCCUCUCA
This is a messenger RNA of Branchiostoma floridae (Florida lancelet), 2192 nucleotides long. Its product is annotated as protein phosphatase 1D-like. Lineage: Eukaryota; Metazoa; Chordata; Leptocardii; Amphioxiformes; Branchiostomatidae. Gene Ontology annotation, molecular function: cation binding; protein serine/threonine phosphatase activity; mitogen-activated protein kinase binding. The coding region runs from base 87 to 1778 and encodes 563 amino acids. The transcript has 4 exons. The record is from RefSeq and is a predicted model, not a curated record. Gene Ontology annotation, cellular component: cytosol; nucleus. Gene Ontology annotation, biological process: protein dephosphorylation.